AUGAAGCAGAGCAGCAGCAUUGAUACGCCGCAUUUGUUUUCGAUACUUCAAGCAAACCCCUCAAUAGCGACAGGUCGACUCGGACAUAGCCACGAACUGAUGCAACAUAAGGCUUUGGGGUUCUGUAUCUGGGAUGCUUCGCUUGGGUUACACGAUGAAGUACUGGGCCGACUGGGACAAGGGCAUGAUGAGCUGCCAGCAGAGUAUCGGUACGUCCAAGGUCACUCAUAUACUCAGAACUACUUGGUGCUCUCUCCAUUCGCCAAACACGAGUACAAUUACGUUGCCCGCCGAAAGGGUGUGUCGAUUCCUCCCACUACAGCCGCACUCCGACACGCCGCUGGUACCGACGAUUUCCACUGCGCAAAAGCAUCUGGGUCGUGGGCCUUUAGUUGUAAAGACCGCGAACCCGCUACUGCUUCGGAAAGGAGGCUUAUAACUGACCGACGUCCAAGAGCAGCGAUAUCAUCAUCUCUGGGUCGCCGCCUUGCCACACCUCCUCCCCUAGGGAAUCAUUGGCUACUUAGUCAGGCUAGUGACUGUUAA
Messenger RNA from Fusarium proliferatum ET1, 546 nucleotides. RefSeq lists its product as uncharacterized. Lineage: Eukaryota; Fungi; Ascomycota; Sordariomycetes; Hypocreales; Nectriaceae. The record is from RefSeq and is a predicted model, not a curated record. The transcript is spliced from 2 exons. The coding region runs from base 1 to 546 and encodes 181 amino acids.